Pan troglodytes (chimpanzee) is the source of this 3313-nucleotide messenger RNA. It is a transcript of the gene SLC4A9, whose product is annotated as solute carrier family 4 member 9. Gene Ontology annotation, biological process: monoatomic anion transport; regulation of intracellular pH; bicarbonate transport. The transcript has 22 exons. Gene Ontology annotation, molecular function: solute:inorganic anion antiporter activity; monoatomic anion transmembrane transporter activity; sodium:bicarbonate symporter activity. Bases 87 to 3029 code for a protein of 980 amino acids. NCBI's taxonomy places the organism in Eukaryota, Metazoa, Chordata, Mammalia, Primates, Hominidae. Gene Ontology annotation, cellular component: basolateral plasma membrane; plasma membrane. The record is from RefSeq and is a predicted model, not a curated record.
AAGUAGGGAAGUAGGUGACCGGUAGAGUCUGGAGUCAGCAGGCCUUGUUCUGUUUGUGUUGUGCUGCAGUGGGGGAUGCAUUAUAAAUGCAACCAGCCAGAGGGCCCCUGGCUUCAGAACCUAGGACUGUACUGGUUCUGAGAUUCUGUGCAAGCCUCAUGGAAAUGAAGCUGCCAGGCCAGGAAGGGUUUGAAGCCUCCAGUGCUCCUAGAAAUAUUCCUUCAGGGGAGCUGGACAGCAACCCUGACCCUGGCACCGGCCCCAGCCCUGAUGGCCCCUCAGACACAGAGAGCAAGGAACUGGGAGUACCCAAAGACCCUCUGCUCUUCAUUCAGCUGAAUGAGCUGCUGGGCUGGCCCCAGGCGCUGGAGUGGAGAGAGACAGGCAGGUGGGUACUGUUUGAGGAGAAGUUGGAGGUGGCUGCAGGCCGGUGGAGUGCCCCCCACGUGCCCACCCUGGCACUGCCCAGCCUCCAGAAGCUCCGCAGCCUGCUGGCCGAGGGCCUUGUACUGCUGGACUGCCCAGCUCAGAGCCUCCUGGAGCUCGUGGAGCAGGUGACCAGGGUGGAGUCGCUGAGCCCAGAGCUGAGAGGGCAGUUGCAGGCCUUGCUGCUGCAGAGACCCCAGCAUUACAACCAGACCACAGGCACCAGGCUCUGCUGGGGCUCUACUCAUCCAAGAAAGGCUUCUGACAAUGAGGAAGCCCCCCUGAGGGAACAGUGUCAGAACCCCCUGAGACAGAAGCUACCUCCAGGAGCUGAGGCAGGGACUGUGCUGGCAGGGGAGCUGGGCUUCCUGGCACAGCCACUGGGAGCCUUUGUUCGACUGCGGAACCCUGUGGUACUGGGGUCCCUUACUGAGGUGUCCCUCCCAAGCAGGUUUUUCUGCCUUCUCCUGGGCCCCCGUAUGCUGGGAAAGGGCUACCAUGAGAUGGGACGGGCAGCAGCUGUCCUCCUCAGUGACCCGCAAUUCCAGUGGUCAGUUCGUCGGGCCAGCAACCUUCAUGACCUUCUGGCAGCCCUGGAUGCAUUCCUAGAGGAGGUGACAGUGCUUCCCCCAGGUCGGUGGGACCCAACAGCCCGGAUUCCCCCGCCCAAAUGUCUGCCAUCUCAGCACAAAAGGCUUCCCUCGCAACAGCGGGAGAUCAGAGGUCCCGCCGUCCCGCGCCUGACCUCGGCUGAGGACAGGCACCGCCAUGGGCCACACGCACACAGUCCGGAGUUGCAGCGGACCGGCAGGCUGUUUGGGGGCCUUAUCCAGGACGUGCGCAGGAAGGUCCCGUGGUACCCCAGCGAUUUCUUGGACGCCCUGCAUCUCCAGUGCUUCUCGGCCGUGCUCUACAUUUACCUGGCCACUGUCACUAAUGCCAUCACUUUUGGGGGUCUGCUGGGAGAUGCCACUGAUGGUGCCCAGGGAGUGCUGGAAAGUUUCCUGGGCACAGCAGUGGCUGGAGCUGCCUUCUGCCUGAUGGCAGGCCAGCCCCUCACCAUCCUGAGCAGCACGGGGCCAGUGCUGGUCUUUGAGCGCCUGCUCUUCUCUUUCAGCAGAGAUUACAGCCUGGACUACCUGCCCUUCCGCCUAUGGGUGGGCAUCUGGGUGGCUACCUUUUGCCUGGUGCUGGUGGCCACAGAGGCCAGUGUGCUGGUGCGCUACUUCACCCGCUUCACUGAGGAAGGUUUCUGUGCCCUCAUCAGCCUCAUCUUCAUCUACGAUGCUGUGGGCAAAAUGCUGAACUUGACCCAUACCUAUCCUAUCCAGAAGCCUGGGUCCUCUGCCUAUGGGUGCCUCUGCCAAUACCCAGGCCCAGGAGGAAAUGAGUCUCAAUGGAUAAGGACAAAGCCAAAAGACAGAGACGACAUCGACUUAGGCCUGAUCAAUGCAUCCUUGCUGCCGCCACCUGAGUGCACCCGGCAGGGAGGCCACCCUCGUGGCCCUGGCUGUCAUACAGUCCCAGACAUUGCCUUCUUCUCCCUUCUCCUCUUCCUUACUUCUUUCUUCUUUGCUAUGGCCCUCAAGUGUGUAAAGACCAGCCGCUUCUUCCCCUCUGUGGUGCGCAAAGGGCUCAGCGACUUCUCCUCAGUCCUGGCCAUCCUGCUCGGCUGUGGCCUUGAUGCUUUCCUGGGCCUAGCCACGCCAAAGCUCAUGGUACCCAGAGAGUUCAAGCCCACACUCCCUGGGCGUGGCUGGCUGGUGUCACCUUUUGGAGCCAACCCAUGGUGGUGGAGUGUGGCAGCUGCCCUGCCUGCCCUGCUGCUGUCUAUCCUCAUCUUCAUGGACCAACAGAUCACAGCAGUCAUCCUCAACCGCAUGGAAUACAGACUGCAGAAGGGAGCUGGCUUCCACCUGGACCUCUUCUGUGUGGCUGUGCUGAUGCUACUCACAUCAGCGCUUGGACUGCCUUGGUAUGUCUCAGCCACUGUCAUCUCCCUGGCUCACAUGGACAGUCUUCGGAGAGAGAGCAGAGCCUGUGCCCCCGGGGAGCGCCCCAACUUCCUGGGUAUCAGGGAACAGAGGCUGACAGGCCUGGUGGUGUUCAUCCUUACAGGAGCCUCCAUCUUCCUGGCACCUGUGCUCAAGUUCAUUCCAAUGCCUGUGCUCUAUGGCAUCUUCCUGUAUAUGGGGGUGGCAGCGCUCAGCAGCAUUCAGUUCACUAAGAGGGUGAAGCUGUUGUUGAUGCCAGCAAAACACCAGCCAGACCUGCUACUCUUGCGGCAUGUGCCUCUGACCAGGGUCCACCUCUUCACAGCCAUCCAGCUUGCCUGUCUGGGGCUGCUUUGGAUAAUCAAGUCUACCCCUGCAGCCAUCAUCUUCCCCCUCAUGUUGUUGGGCCUUGUGGGGGUCCGAAAGGCCCUGGAGAGGGUCUUCUCACCACAGGAACUCCUCUGGCUGGAUGAGCUGAUGCCAGAGGAGGAGAGAAGCAUCCCUGAGAAGGGGCUGGAGCCAGAACACUCAUUCAGUGGAAGUGACAGUGAAGAUUCAGAGCUGAUGUAUCAGCCAAAGGCUCCAGAAAUCAACAUUUCUGUGAAUUAGCUGGAGUAGGAGUCUGGGAGUGGAGACCCCAGGAAACAGCAUGAGUUCACAGGUGCUUACUCAGGAAGUCAGGACAUUUUUGGCCUUUGGCUUAACUUCCAGAUGCUCAGUCGGCUUGGGGAAGGACUGAAGGGCAGCUGCCAAGACCUCAGUUACCUCCUGACCUGAGGGUGGAGAGUGGCAGGAAGCAAGCAUGUUUGCUGUGCACUUAGGAAAGGCUGGUGAGCCAGAGGGACUGAUCAGGCUCCAUUCACUCUCUACUCAUUAAAAGGUCCUGAGCCACG